UCCGUUGCUCAAGUGCCGAAGCGAGUAUUUAAUAGACACUCUCCUUGGUGACCAAACUGCCUGCUCUCUUGCAUAUCGAGGUCUCCCCGAACUUUUCACAUCCGAAUGUCACGCCAUGUUUUUCAAGACAGAUAUCCUGAGCAGCCUUCUCUUGGCGGUUGUCUCGUACGCGGCCUUUAGGAUCCUGCUCCUGGUCAGAAAGAAGGGGCCGCAUCCAAUGCCGCCGGGGCCAAAACCUUGGCCAAUAUUGGGAAACAUCACUGACUUACCAAGGACUGGUGUUCGAGAGUGGGAGUUUUGGCUGGAACACAAGAGUAGAUAUGGACCAAUUAGUUCCGUCACCGCCCUCGGGACUACGAUUAUUGUGCUAAAUUCACCUCAGGUGGCAUUCGAACUACUAGAAAAGCGCUCUGCUAUAUACUCAUCCAGGCCGAAUCUGAUAUUUGGCAAUGAAAUGUGUGGCUGGGGAGACCUUCUCGCAACCCAGUUCUAUAAUGACCGCUUACGCGCCUACCGAAAACCUAUUCAUGCCCUAGUUGGAACAAAAUCAGGCGUUUCACGUUACAACGACCUCCAAGAACUCGAGGUGCAUCGCUUUUUACUUCGUGUGUUGAACAAACCUGCCAAUCUAUUGGACCAUAUUAGGACCGAGGCCGGGGCAAUCAUACUGAAGAUGGCCUACGGUUACACAAUCGAGCCGCACAAGCGAGACCCGCUUGUCGACAUAGCAGACGAGGCGUUAUUGCAAUUUUCGGCAGCUACGGUCCCUGGUGCUUGGCUGGUCGAUACCAUUCCAAUUUUGAGACAUAUUCCCAGCUGGGUUCCAGGAGCCGGCUUCCAAAAGACGGCAAUCAAGUGGAAAGCAACGCUGGAUGAGCUCGCAGAGAGGCCUAUGCAGUUCGUUAGAAAGAAGAUGAAGGAACAAGAGUUCGAGACAUCUUAUGUGUCUGCGAUAUACGAGAGAGCGGGUGGAAAACUGAACGCGGAGGAAGAACACGUCUUGAAGUACAGCGCGGCUUCUCUUUACACCGGUGGCGCUGACACGUCGGUCAGUUCCAUCACUACGUUCUUUCUGGCCAUGGCAUUGCAUCCUGAAGUGCAACACAAGGCGAGAGAGGAGAUAGACCGCGUGAUAGGAGAAAAUCGCCUCCCGACAGUUGAGGACCGCGGAAAUCUCCCAUAUGUCGAGGCUGUUGUCAAGGAGGUAUUUCGCUUUCACCCCGUCGUGCCCAUGGGGCUCCCUCAUUUGGCCACCGAGGACGACCUCUACGAAGGUUACUUGAUCCCAAAGGACGCGAUAAUUGUCCCGAAUAUCUGGUGGUUCACUCAUGAUCCAUCAGUGUAUGCAAAGCCAGAGAUCUUUGACCCAUCGCGAUUUCUCGGACCUAGCCCCGCACCAGAUCCAUAUAGCUAUGUUUUCGGGUUUGGCAGGCGUUCUUGCCCUGGGAAGAUGCUCGCGGACGCAUCCGUAUGGCUCACAGUUGCUCGAUCACUCGCUGUGUUCGACAUUUCGAAAUUCCGUGAUGACGCUGGUAAUGAGAUUCAGCCGGCUGUCAAAUUCUCAGCAGGCAUCCUCAGUCAUGCUGAGCCAUUUCAGGCAAGCAUUAAGCCUAGAAGCCCUGAGCAUGAGGGCUUGAUAAGAAAGGUUGAGAAAGAAAAUCCAUGGAAGGAAAGCAGUGCCAGCGAGCUUGACCCAGUGGCUACCUGACGACGCCCUUGUGAGUGACACGAGAUACAACUGUACCUAAUGAAACUCUUGUUGUCGGAGGAUCUUUGCCGACACCGUGCUGGUCUUUCAAUCCGGUUUCAGGAACUUGGGAAUUCAGGGAAGGUGAUCAAUCUGCAGGACUAAGGCAUCCAUAGAGUUAGUAUUUUGCUCCAUCUCAUGCGAGCUUGUGGGCAACUUACUAGGCACUCUAUUAAUAUCGGGCCUCUGUCCAAGCAACCUAGUGAAGAAGGUUUCACAGCGAGAUUUAUAUCUACUAGCAGUUGUCUCAAUGCACUGGUUUUC
This is a messenger RNA of Diaporthe batatas, 2011 nucleotides long. RefSeq lists its product as uncharacterized. The coding region runs from base 116 to 1708 and encodes 530 amino acids. The transcript has 6 exons. Lineage: Eukaryota; Fungi; Ascomycota; Sordariomycetes; Diaporthales; Diaporthaceae. Gene Ontology annotation, molecular function: heme binding; oxidoreductase activity, acting on paired donors, with incorporation or reduction of molecular oxygen; monooxygenase activity. The record is from RefSeq and is a predicted model, not a curated record.